This is a messenger RNA of Racocetra persica, 150 nucleotides long. The record is from the annotation of a GenBank genome assembly. NCBI's taxonomy places the organism in Eukaryota, Fungi, Glomeromycota, Glomeromycetes, Diversisporales, Gigasporaceae.
AGAGAAAGUGAACAUCAACAUAGCAAAAGGUCAACCCAUCUAACUUAUAGCUGGAGCAUUGAUCAAGAAGUAAAAGAACACGCUGGCUAUUAUAUUUUUGAAACAUUUGGAGAUCAAACUCCUGGAGCCACUCUUGAAAUAAAACUGUAA